This is a messenger RNA of Linum tenue, 1605 nucleotides long. NCBI's taxonomy places the organism in Eukaryota, Viridiplantae, Streptophyta, Magnoliopsida, Malpighiales, Linaceae. The record is from the annotation of a GenBank genome assembly.
AUGCCGUCAGUUCUACUUGUCUUGUUCCUGCAACUCUGGGCGCCCACUUGGGCUGCUGGCAAUCAAGAUUUCGUCCAGUGCGUUCAUGAUCACUACUCCUCCAAAACCUCCACCGCCCCCUCAAUUUCUAAGCUAAUCUACACUCCCGGCGACGCUUCCUACACAUCUGUUCUCCAAUCCACGAUCAUGAAUCCCAGAUUCAACGACACUAGCACAAUCCACAAACCUCUGGCCAUCUUCAUCCCUCAGUUCGACUCCCACGUCCAAGCCGCCGUCCUCUGCUGCCGCAAACACGAACUGCGGCUUAGAAUCCGCAGCGGCGGCCACGACUUCGAAGGCCUCUCCUACCUCUCUGUUUCCCCCUCCAAUGAUGACUUCGUGAUGAUCGACUUGACCAAGCUCCGCGCAGUCCACGACGUCAACCCCGAAACAAGGACCGCGUGGGUUCAAUCAGGGGCAACAUUAGGCGAGCUCUACUACGCAAUCUCGCAGAAAAGCAGAGUCCUGGCUUUCCCGGCAGGGUUUUGGCCCACGGUUGGAGUCGGCGGGCAUUUCAGCGGAGGAGGAUCAGGCGCGUUAUCGCGGAAGUUCGGGCUUGCAGCUGAUAACGUAAUCGACGCCAGACUAAUUGACGCCGAGGGCAAAGUCCUGGACAGAGCUUCAAUGGGGGAAGAUUUGUUCUGGGCGAUUCGCGGCGGCGGAGGCAAUACUUUUGGAGUAGUCACGGCUUGGAAAAUCAAUCUGUUACCCGUCCCGCCUUCCGUCACCGUCUUCAAUUUAACCAGAGCGGUGGAAGAAAGCGCGACCGAGCUCGUCCACCGGUGGCAAUACGCGGCGGACAAGCUGCCAGAGGACGUGAGCAGUUUCCUAGUCUCGCUAUCCAGUAAAAUGGCGUCGUUUCAAGGUUUAUAUCUAGGGGAAAUCAAAACUCUGCUUCCCCUGUUUGAAGAAAAAUUCCCAGAGCUUGGUCUCUCAGAGGGAGACUGCAGUGAAAUGAGCUGGAUCGAUUCGGUGCUGUAUUUUCUUGGGUCCGAAUCGGUUGAGACUCUCCUCAGAAGGACAGGAGAGCCGGCGAGGAAAGUCAAAUCGAAGUCCGAUUUUGUGCAGGAGCCUCUCCCUGAAGAUGCUGUGGACGGGAUUUGGAGAAUCCUGGCAGAGGUUGGGCCGGAGGAAGGCGUUCUGCAGUUGGAAGCUCAUGGAGGGAAGAUGAGUGAAGUUCCGGAAUUCAGCAUCCCCUACCCGCAUAGAGCUGGCAACGUGUACAUGAUUCAGUACUACGCUUACUGGGAUGGGAAUGGAGUUGAGACGGAAGAGAGGCACUUGGAUUGGAUUCGGAGGCUUGAGGGUUACUUGGCGCCAUUCGUGUCGCAGGGUCCACGGGGAGCUUACGUCAAUGCGAGGGAUCUUGAUCUUGGGAUGAAUGGUGAUGCUGCUGCAGGAAGGGCGUGGAGCUGUGAACAGGGGAGUGAUUGGGGGAGGAGGUAUUACAAGGGUAAUUUUGAGAGGCUGGUUAGGGUUAAAACUGACGUUGAUCCGGCAAACUUUUUCAGGAAUGAGCAGAGUAUACCUCCAUUCUUUUUGGGUAGUCGGCACGUCGGGGAAUAA